GAGCAAGCAUGCUGACCUGCCGCCUCCAGUGCGCCCUCGCCCUGCUCGCCUCCGUCGCCCUGGCGCUGAGCACCGUGGCCGCAGCGCCCUCGGACCCCAGGCUCCGGCAGUUCCUGCAGAAGUCACUGGCCGCCGCGGCGGGGAAACAGGAACUGGCCAAGUAUUUCCUGGCGGAGUUGCUGUCAGAACCCAACCAGCCUGAAAAUGAGGCCCUGGAAUCGGACGAUUUGUCCCGCGGCGCUGAGCAAGACGAAGUGCGGCUGGAGCUGGAAAGAUCGGCCAACUUGAACCCACUGGCGCCCCGAGAACGCAAAGCCGGGUGCAAGAAUUUCUUCUGGAAGACAUUCACAUCCUGUUAGCUUUAGAAAUCUCUUCCUCCCUCUCCACCUCUCACCUCAAGUCUCUCCCUGAUUUCCCAGUCCCUUCAUGCCAGGAGCUGAAGACUGUAAUAUAUAUAACACAUUGUUAAGGUAAAAUGAAAAAAAAAAAGACCGAAAAAAAAAUUCAGUUUGAUUUUGAAGUUGUUUUAAUAAAACAUUCAGUUUCAAUUGUACACAAUUUCCUGGCGUUUGUGAUCUCUGACUAUUUCUUCAUGACACCCCCAUUCACCCCCCAACAUUGCAAAGUCACUCCG
Molecule: messenger RNA, 634 nt
Organism: Elgaria multicarinata webbii
Lineage: Eukaryota; Metazoa; Chordata; Lepidosauria; Squamata; Anguidae
Gene: SST
Product: somatostatin
Exons: 2
Coding region: 9-359 (116 amino acids)
Biological process (GO): regulation of cell migration
Cellular component (GO): extracellular region
Molecular function (GO): hormone activity
Source: RefSeq, a predicted model, not a curated record